Podospora bellae-mahoneyi is the source of this 2533-nucleotide messenger RNA. It is a transcript of the gene COG3, whose product is annotated as Golgi transport complex subunit 3. The transcript has 3 exons. The record is from RefSeq and is a predicted model, not a curated record. Gene Ontology annotation, cellular component: COG complex; membrane; cis-Golgi network. The coding region runs from base 122 to 2533 and encodes 803 amino acids. Lineage: Eukaryota; Fungi; Ascomycota; Sordariomycetes; Sordariales; Podosporaceae. Gene Ontology annotation, biological process: intracellular protein transport; intra-Golgi vesicle-mediated transport; Golgi organization.
GGGUCCCGCCCGUUGCGUUGCGGCCAGAUAUACGCGGCAUCCGAGAAGACAUACGGAGACGGCCACCGGAGCCGGUGUUAGCAACAAAUCGACCGAAUCCCACGGGAGCUAAGAAACAAAAAUGUUUGAAGACUCCUGGUACAGCUUUGUACCCGACUACCAACAACAGCAGCGACAGGCGCAAAGCUCAGGCCACCAAAGAAAGAAGUCACUGCUCCAGCCUCCAAAUGGUGUAGACAAUGUCGAUGGCGCAGGAUCGCUCCCAGUUCUUUUCGAAGACCAAGAAGACACCAAUUCUCCACCAGAACCUACCUUGUCACGAAGAGCAAAGUCGUACUCGGAUUUCUAUGACAUCGUCAAGGCCCAAAUAGGUGGAAAGCCACACCACAAGAAGAAGAAGGGGAGGAGGAUACGACAUGGCCGAACAUGGGAAGCAUUGGGCGUUCCGGAGUCUGUGGCGGCAAAGCUGCCGGUCGAACAUGACGCUCACGAUGCCGAGCUGGACAAGGAGCUACUGGAAGCAAGUCAACAGGAAUUCCUGUUGUACCACGAUCAGCUGGUCAUGACCGAACGACACUUGGGCACCCUCGUUGAAGAUGCGAAUAGUGCUCUCAAGGUUCUCGAAUCCCUGAGCCAGUCGUUCCGGGCAGUUGACGACCAAACCAGCUCUUUCAAGGCCCAAUGCGACGACCUACUCACAGAGCAGAAACGGCUGCAGAAGCUGGCCGAUGAUGUUGGCACAGAUCUUCACUACUACGCGUAUCUGGACAAUGUCAGCAGACGACUCAAUGCUCCAGGAGCAGGCCGACUUGUGGAGGACGACGCGUUUGCCGAUAUUUUGUCAAGCCUCGACUCUUGCAUAGCCUUCAUGACGAAAAACACGACGUACCGAGAUGCCGAGUCUUACCUUGCCCGCUAUCAGGCCUUGCUCACCAAGGCUCUGCACUUGCUUGAAGUUGGCUUCACCAAUCGCCUCAACGGAGUUUCUGCCGAAAUUUCCAAACAAAUAUUGGCUACGCGGUCCGAGUCCGCACGGCACGCCCUGGCUUAUGGCCGGUUUGAAGAGACAUUGCUGGAGUCCUACUCCUUAAUACCAAACAUCCAGACCGUCAUCCGCAACGUCUACGAUCAAAACGGCCAUCCGCAAACAGCACUCAACUGGGACAUCUAUGCCAACACAGCCAACAACAUCUUCCACGCCUACUGGGCCGUCAGAGAAAGAGACCUGAAACCACUAAUUCAAAGCGACCUCGACGCCUUCCGCUCAGAAGCCAAGGAAUCCGUCGAGACCGCGGCCCGUAACUUUGUCAAGCAGUGCUACGAGCGUUCCUACAAUGAAGCCUCCCUCUUCCGGAAAAUCUUCGCCAUCGAGACCCAAUACUCAACCGACCCCAAAUCUGCGUUCACCGCCCUCAAAUCCUCCCACGCCGGGUCUUUGGUCACGGGUACAAACGUCGCCCCUGUCGCCACCAACCUCCAGUCUGUUCUCCACAAUAGCGACCUGAGAACAGUGUGCAACAUAAUAGGCUGGGUCACCAACGAGUAUCUCCUGUUGGACUUUGACGAGGAUGAAACCCCGUUUGUGGCUCACUGCAGGGAGCUCACCGCGCGGCUACUUACUGAGCACCUCUGGACGUUCACCGACGCUCUUUUCGAAGCCGAGAUAUCCAAAUCCAUCACCAAGGCCGCCGUCGCCCUAGACUCGCUCAAGAUCGGGCCAGUCACCAACAAUGACUCCUCCUCGAACGCUUUUCCCCCUAUCAAGCGAGCUAUUGAGCUGUUGGUCAUGUUUGAUCAAUCCAUGCCCAAAGAACGCUGCCAACGCAACUCCCCCAUCAUCUUCAGCCUGCUCCGGGAGUCCAUCUCAUGCCUUCACCGCGCCGAGGCCCGCAUCCGCGCAGCUCCCCACAAGGGUACCGACCCAGAUCUGUUUAUGAUUAAGAACUUGCUUAUCCUCAAGAACGAGCUUGUGACGCUCGAGAUUGGCGACAUCAGAAACGUGCAUAUUGGUACGCAGUCGGUCUCGGGGAGGAUCAGGGAGAUGCAGCAUUUUGGGCAGAUUUGGGACGGAAUAUUAAAGCCGGUAGGGGGGAAUCUAAUCAGGGGGGUUUGGGAACGGGUGGGCAGUUUGGGGGGGACGAUUGGGGGGUAUAUUCCGGGAAGUUCACUGCUGGGUUUGGGAGGAGGAGGAGGAGGCAGAGGGAAUGGGGUCAAGGAGGGAGGAGGGGGUAAAGAAGGGGAGGUGGAUGUUCAUGAGCAGUUGGAUAAUGAGCUGAGGAGGAGCAUUGUUGCUUUUACGAAGAGGUGGGCAGGGGUGUUUGUUGAUUUGAAGGUUGGUGGGGGAGGGAAUAAGAAUAUGGGGGGGAGGAAUGUGGCCAAGGUGGAGAGGGAGAUGGAUGAGAUUCUGGAGAGGGCGUUUUCGGGGCAGGGGGAGGUGGUGCAGAAGUUGAGGGAGGCGGUUAGGAUACAGGUUGAGGCUGGGGUAGAGGAGGUGGGGAGGGGGAGGGGGAGGGAGAGAGGGGGGAAGAAGUAG